GCUUAGGUGGAGAGAUUUUUGCUAGUUAUAGCCAAAUGUAUGAAAUUGUACCAUGGCAAUUUUUGCUAGUUAUAACCAAAUGUAUGAAAUUGAAAUGUUAUAGAAAUGUUGUACGAGGUUACAAUUGGAGAGAUUUUUCAAUGUAACCGGAACAUAGGAUGGUACAUCACAUGUCAUUAUAUAAAUGAUAGAACAUGGGAUGAAAAUUUUUUCGUUAGAAUUGUACCAAAAUUUAAAGAAGUAAAUUGUAAUUUACCCUUUUUACUUUUACUUGCACAUUUACCUGUUUGACGCCCAGCUUAGGUGGGUGUAUUAUAUCCUAGUAAAAAUAUCACAUCCAUCAAAAAAAUUAAUUUUUCAUGUAUAUUAAUACAAUGUAUUUGAAGGAGCGAAGAUUCCCAAUUCCAAGUGGGGUCUUAAAUUAACUUGUGUCUCUAUAGAUGUGGACUAGCUAGUCCUAAAUAGCCGCUUAGUUUAAUCCAUCUUAUCAUCUAUGAAACUUUUGUCCAAGAUUCCAAGAGUCCGUCCGACGACUGCUACUCUCAUUGAUGUGCACCGAUUUGAAAAUGCGGUCUCAUGCCGUAGAGGAUGGUUUAGAAAAGGUUUCUAGCCAUUGCAACCAUUACUUUUAGUAUUGGUUUAUGCAAUGGAAAUCCCGGUCGGCCUCCGCUUUGCAAAGAAAGCGAAAGACAGGCACUUCUGAAGUUCAAGCAAGAUCUCAAGGACCCUGCCAAUCGGAUUGCGUCGUGGGUUGCAGAAGAAGAUUCAAACUGUUGCAGUUGGAUAGGAGUUGUCUGUGAUCACAUGACCGGCCACAUCCAUGAGCUGCACCUUAAUAAUUCCAACUCUAAUUGGGAUUGCAACUCUUGUUUCGGUGGUAAGAUAAAUCCUUCUUUGCUCAGUUUAAAGCAUCUCAAAUACUUGGACUUGAGUGAAAAUAAUUUCAAUACAACACGAAUUCCCAGUUUCUUUGGUUCUAUGACAAGUUUAACACACCUUAACCUUGGAUACUCACAGUUUUAUGGAAUAGUUCCUCAUAAACUGGGAAAUCUCUCCAGUCUACGCUAUCUCAAUCUCAGUAGUAUUCUUCUGGAGGUUGAUAACCUUCAGUGGAUUUCUGGUCUUUCUCUGCUGAAACGCUUGGACUUGAGUUCUGUAAAUCUUAACAAAGCAUCUGACUGGUUGCAAGUUACAAACAUGCUCCCUUCUUUGGCAGAGUUAGAUAUGUCCUUUUGUCAACUUGAUCAAAUUCCCCAUCUACCCACCGCAAAUUUUACUUCCCUGGUCGACCUUGGUCUUUCUGAAAACCAUUUUAAUUCUUUGAUGCCGAGGUGGGUUUUCAGUCUUAAAAAUCUAGCUUCUCUUCGUCUCAGUGAUUGUGGUUUCAAAGGUCCAAUUCCUAGCAUUUCACAGAAUAUCAUAUCUUUGAGGGAAAUUGAUUUGUCAUACAAUUAUAUUAGUCUUGAUCCGAUUCCCAAUUCUAUUCAGAAUAUGACCGGUCUUAAAGUCCUUAAUCUUGAGGGGAACAACUUCAAUUCUACCAUACCUGAAUGGUUGUAUAGCUUGAACAAUCUCGAGUCCUUACUUCUUUCUUACAAUGAAUUACGCGGUGAAAUAUCGAGUUCCAUUGGAAACAUGACAUCCCUUGUCAAUCUUCACUUGUAUGGUAAUCGGUUGGAAGGGAACAUACCAAAUUCUUUGGGGCAUCUUUGUAAGUUGAAAGUUCUUGAUCUGUCAAUGAACCAUUUCACGGUUCAAAAACCAUUCGAAAUCUUUGAAAGUUUGUCUAGAUGUGGUCCAGAUGGAAUAAAGUCGUUGUGGUUGGGGAAUACUAAUAUAUCAGGUCCCAUUCCAAUGUCACUAGGAAAUCUGUCAAGCUUGGAAAAAUUGGACAUAUCUGGAAAUCAGUUUAAUGGAACUUUCACUGAAGUUAUUGGUCAACUCAAAAUGCUAACGGAAUUGGAUAUAUCUUAUAAUUCGUUAGAAGGUGCGGUGUCGGAAGUUUCUUUUAGCAACCUUACAAAGUUGAAGCAUUUCUUUGCAAAAGGAAACUCAUUAACUCUGAAAGCUAGUCGAGAUUGGGUUCCUCCUUUUCAACUUGAAAUUUUGCGGCUGGAUUCCUGGCAUUUGGGGCCUGAAUGGCCGAUGUGGUUGCGGACACAAACGCAAUUAAAAGAACUAAGCUUGUCUGGUACAGGAAUUUCAAGUACUAUUCCAACUUGGUUUUGGAACUUGACUUCCCAAGUAGGGUAUUUGAAUCUCUCUCACAAUCAGUUGUAUGGGCAGAUUCCAAAUAUAUCUGUUGCUCCAUAUUUAGUGGUUGAUCUUAGUUCUAACCAUUUCACUGGUGCAUUGCCUAUUGUUCCCACCUCAUUACAAUUGCUAGAUCUUUCCAAUUCAUCAUUUUCUGGAUCUGUUUCCCACUUCUUCUGUGAUAGGCUGGAUGAAACAAAGCGACUUUUUGUUCUUUAUCUCGGGAACAAUUUUCUCACUGGAAAAGUACCCGAUUGUUGGAUGAGUUGGAAAUACUUGAGAUACCUAAAUUUAGAAAACAACAACCUAACUGGGAAUGUCCCAAUAUCCAUGGGACACUUACGAUGGCUGGCAUCACUGCAAUUGCGCAAUAAUCACCUGUACGGAGAAUUGCCACAUUCCCUGCAGAACUGUAUCUGGUUGUCAGUUGUUGACCUUAGUGAAAAUGGGUUUUCCGGAAGCAUACCAAUAUGGAUAGGGAAAAGCCUUUCAGAGUUGAAUGUUCUUGAUCUUCGUUCAAAUAAGUUUGAAGGAGAUAUUCCUAAUGAAGUUUGUUAUUUGAAAAGUCUCCAGAUAUUGGACCUUGCACAUAACAAACUCUCAGGAAUGAUACCGAGAUGCUUCCACAAUUUGAGCGCCAUGGCUAAUGUGUCAGAAUUCUUUUCGUCAACAUGGCGUAGGUUUUUUGUUUCUGAUGAGGUUCAUACAGGUUUUGAGAAUGCAAUCUUGGUAACGAAAGGGAUAGAAAUGGAAUAUAGCAAGAUUCUGGGAUUCGUAAAGGGCAUGGACCUUUCAUGCAACUUUAUGUACGGAGAGAUCCCUGAAGAACUUACCGGCCUCCUCGCAUUGCAGUCACUCAAUUUAUCGAAUAAUCGCUUCACCGGAAGAAUUCCUUCAAAGAUUGGUAAUAUGGAACGGUUAGAAUCUCUCGAUUUUUCCAUGAACCAACUUGAUGGUGAAAUUCCUCCAAGCAUGACGAAUUUGACAUUUCUGAGUCACUUAAACUUGUCCUACAACAAUUUGACGGGACGAAUUCCGGAAAGCACUCAACUGCAGAGCCUCGAUCAGUCGAGCUUCGUCGGCAACGAACUAUGCGGAGCUCCACUCAACAAGAAUUGUGGCACGACGCCACCAACAGUUGAGCAAGACGGAGGAGGUGGAUACCGUUUACUAGAAGAUGGGUGGUUCUACGUGAGCUUAGGAGUUGGAUUCUUCACGGGGUUUUGGAUUGUACUUGGUUCUUUGCUGGUAAACAUGCCAUGGAGCGUUCUUCUUUCACAGUUGCUGAAUAGGAUAGUGCUUAAAAUGUAUCAUGUAAUUGUUGAAUAUGUUUAGCUUUGUUUUGUACUUUGCGUAAGUUUGUUGGCAUUUUCCUUGCUGUGACGAAUAUGCCAAUAUGGUUGUGUUGUAUGAUUUUGUCAAAUUUCGUCGUCUUGUUUCA
This is a messenger RNA of Pyrus x bretschneideri (Chinese white pear), 3694 nucleotides long. RefSeq names its product receptor-like protein EIX1. Gene Ontology annotation, molecular function: protein binding. Lineage: Eukaryota; Viridiplantae; Streptophyta; Magnoliopsida; Rosales; Rosaceae. The record is from RefSeq and is a predicted model, not a curated record. Gene Ontology annotation, cellular component: plasma membrane. The transcript has 2 exons. The coding region runs from base 805 to 3588 and encodes 927 amino acids.